Messenger RNA from Astrephomene gubernaculifera, 1955 nucleotides. NCBI's taxonomy places the organism in Eukaryota, Viridiplantae, Chlorophyta, Chlorophyceae, Chlamydomonadales, Astrephomenaceae. The record is from the annotation of a GenBank genome assembly.
GGGGUGGAUGUGGCGGGCCUGCGGGCGGAGCCGUGCGAGCUGCAGGUUGUGUUGCUGCCGUUUGGGAAGGACAAGGCGGAUCUGGACGACUACCAGCGAUACUCGGGUCCCCCCGAGGGUAAGGCCCUGCAGCGGUGGGUUACGGGUGCCGUACCGCUGUUCGCCGCCACCCUGGACGACUCCGCGGCGGAGGCCUUCCUGGCUCUGGACCCCUCGGGGGGGAGCAUGGCGGGGGCGCCCAAGGUGGUGUUGUUCACCAACAAGGAGGAGGCCCCGGGCGUGUUCCGGGCGCUGGCGCUGGCGAUGCGGGGGCGAGGCAACAUGGCGUUCGGUUGGGUGCAGGUCGGCAGUCCCGCCUCGCAGCGCCUGGUUCAGAGCUUCAAGCCGCCCCGAGUGCCCUUCAUGACCGUCAUACUGCCCACCCGCGUGCCGCCGCCCAAGACAGGGGGCGCCACCAAGGGCGGCAAGGGCGGCAAGGCGGGUGGCAGCAGCAGCGGCAGGGAGGCCCCCGCCAUCCAGUACGGCAGCCAGCCAUACUUGGGUCCUCUGCGGUUCGGCCCCAUGCGGCAGUUCCUGGAGGAGAUGGCGACCCAGCUGGAGGUGGCGUCAGGCAUAGUGAAGGACGCGGCACUAGCUGAGAAGGCCCUUCCGCAGAUCUCCAGCCCCGCCGACUUCCGCACGCACUGCGCCUCCCAGCCGGGGCUGUGUCUGCUGGGGCUGCUGGACAGCCCCUCCGCGCCCACAUACCAGCAGGAACGCAAGGAGCUGUUGGGUCUCGCUGUGCGGAUGCAGCUGAGCGGCGAGGGCGGUGCCAUGCACUUUGGCUGUCUGGAGGGGCGGAAGCACCCGGGGGUGAUGCAGGCAUUCGGGCUGCUGUCCAGCGACCUGCCCUCCCUGGUGGCGCUGUCGCCCAGCCGCAUGCGCUUCGCCGUGCUGCCGGCGGGGGGCGGGGAGGAGGAGGAGGAGGGCGAGGAGGCGGAGGUGGCGCUGCCGGGAGCUAGCAGCAGCGCCCGUCUCAGCUCUCGCCGCGUGGCUCGCUUCAUCCGCGGUGUCAUGUCGGGUAAGGUGCGCACCGCUGAGUUGCACGCCCUCCCAGACUUCCGUGAUGCUGGCGGUGAUGGGCCAGCAGCAGCGGCCGAGGGCGCCUCUGCCGCCACCAGCUCUGACAGCACCGCUGCUGCUGCUGCUGCUGGCGGCGGCGGCGCUGAUGCGGGUGGCGCGGCGGUUGAUGGUGGUGCGGAGGUGGUGGUGGUUGAGGCGGAUGAGUUCGAUCUGAGUGACAUCCUGAGUGAGGAGGUGGAGGGGUCGGGCGCAGCGGCGGGGCUGGUGGGCGGCAAGGCGGACAGGCUGCGGCUGGUGGAGGAGCAGCUGCGGGCGGAGGAGGAGGCUGCUCGGAAGGCUGCGGAGGAGGCGGCCAAGGGCAGCGGCGGCAAGAAGAAGAAAAAGAAGAAGAGCGGCAAGAAGGGCAAGAAGGGCGGCAGCAGUGGCGGAGAGGAGCUGUGAUCCGGUCCAGGAAUUCCUCUGCGAUUGGCUGGUUGACUGAGAGGUCCCCAUGGUUGGACAAGGAGAGGGCAGGUCAGCACUCCCCAUGCGGCGAAUGACGGAAUGCGUGUUGGUGAUCUCUCUCUGGCGUGACGUUGUUCCCUCCACGUCCCUCAUAAGUCAUGAAACCUUGUGUCUGGACGGAGGCUGAGGAUGUAUGUGAUGUGUGUUGCCGCGCCUCCCACGGGAGUGGCUGCUGCGUGCGAGAACCGUCGGUGCAGGGUACAUGUAGAUAGGCGCAUGCGGGCAGGAGGGUAAUGUUGAUGAUGAUGAUGAGGAAGGCAGCUGUUCAGAGAUCUGAGGGGUGUUGAGACCAGGCUGCUGUCAUACUCCGACUCUUUUUGCAUCACACGAGACACAUCACGUUACAGCAAUACGACACCCUUGACCUGCCACGAGCGUUUGCAGCGCAA